CUCCGUUUGACUGACUGCUCCGGCGACCAAUGCGGCCGACACUUCCGCUCGCACAGCUAGCACAGCCGGCAGUGAGCGAGCUAGCUGCCGACGGGACUCAAGCGGAACAGAUGGCGUCCAGGAUUCAUAACAAAAUGUGUUGGGUCCUUCUCAGCAGCUGGGCUCUGCUGCUGCUCCAGCUCCUGGGCUCGGAGGCUGUGCCCAUCAGCAUGGAUAAGACCAAAGUGAAAGAGCCAGAGCCCAAACUUGAGGAGCCUCCAGCCAGUGUGGACACUGGACUUCACUAUGACCGCUACCUCAGGGAAGUCAUUGAUUUUCUCGAGAAAGAUCAGCACUUCAGAGAUAAGCUCCACAAUACAGACAUGGAAGACAUCAAGGCAGGAAAGCUUGCUAAAGAGCUGGACUUUGUCAGCCAUCAUGUCCGAACAAAACUAGAUGAACUGAAGAGGCAGGAGGUAAACCGACUGCGAACCCUGAUCAAGGCCAAACAGGACAUAGAAGGAGGGAAUGACAUCGCAGUGGAUCACCAGGCUCUGCUGAAACAGUUUGAGUACUUGAACCACAUGAACCCACAUACUUUUGAAGUGGAUGACUUAGAUCGACUCAUCAAAUCGGCAACCAACGAUCUGGAGAACUUCGACAAAGACAGACACGAGGAGUUCAAGCAGUAUGAGAUGAUGAAAGAGCACGACAGACGGGAACACCUGAAAACACUGGACGAGGAAGAAAGAGUGAAAGAGGAGGAGCACUAUGAGGAGAUGAAGAAGAAGCACGCAGACCACCCUAAAGUCAACCACCCGGGCAGCCAGAAUCAACUGAAGGAGGUGUGGGAGGACGCUGACGGCUUGGACCCUGAAGAUUUCGACCCUAAGACCUUUUUCAAACUGCAUGAUUCCAAUGGAGACGGCUUCUUUGACGAGCAGGAGCUGGAAGCGUUGUUCACCAAAGAGUUGGAAAAAAUCUACGACCCCACCAACGAAGAAGACGACAUGCUGGAGAUGGAGGAAGAGAGGCUGCGUAUGAGGGAACAUGUUAUGAACGAGGUGGAUUCUGACAAAGACAGGCUGGUCUCUUUAGAGGAGUUCCUGGUUGCAACAAAGAAAAAGGAAUUCUUGGAGCCCGAUAGCUGGGAGACCCUGGAGCAGAACCAGGCGUACACAGACGAAGAGAUGAGGGAGUUUGAGGAUCAUCUUGCUCAGCAGGAGCAGGACCUGAACCUGAAGGCUGUCGACCUCCGGAAACAGAGAGAAGAGCUGGAGCAACAACAGGAGCAGCUCAACGCACAGAAAAUAGAGCUGCAGCAGGCAGUAGAGCACAUGGAACGGUUGAAAUCACAGAAAGUAGAACCCCCUCAAGAAGUUCAUAUUGAAGGAAAUGCCCUUCCAGAGAUAUAUCCAGUGGACAAUCAGUUGCAUCCUGAACUGGAUGCUCAACCACAAGAGCAUCAGCCUGCAGCUCAAGAUGCAGCUCAGGAACUCCACGCACAACAAAUUCAAGACCUGGCUCAGCACGGCCUCCCCCACACUCGCCAGGAUCUGCCGCCAGGCCACCAGGAAGCUGCACAAAGCCAACACAACCUGCCAUAACAGCUUUAUCAGAACUUGCAGCACCAGACUUUUGCAGCACCUCCACUCUAGCGUGCAGAGGAGAAGACCCUCCCGAGUUUCACCAGUAUGACUUCGGAGUCUGGAGCGAACUCGAGAUGAAGGAAAGCAGCACAAGCGGAAUCCCUGUUGAAUGACACCAGUGUUUGAUAAUAACUGUAAUCGUUGGAUUCAUGAUGACCAACCGAGGACAUGCAUCUUCAAAUGUGCUCUCUUAGUUGUGCUUGAUGACGUUAGAAAUGAUCCAGAAUGUUUGGUAAUGCAAUCAAUCAAAAUAUAUAUUUUUGUUGAACUUAGUCGACCUGCUGUCGGCUGUUCAAACUACAGAACCUCAAAAUGCCACUGGCUCCACUACCUAAUGGUUUUGUUGCAGGAGCUUCUCAAAUGUCCUCAUUGUGACUCUUGUUUUCUGACUUGACUACAUAAAAGAAUCCCUAAACCUUUUAGAUAGAGAUUAAUUUACACGUGUGGCUUGUGGUGAAAUGCUUCACUGGACUUUUUCAGCCAUUUUCUUUUUAUUUGAGUUUUAAGAUUUUCUAUCAUUGCAUUUGACCUGGAAGAAGAGGCACUAUUGAGAUUUUAACGAGUUUACAGCAAUCUGAUUCCAUAACAGGAACAAUUUCAACUGAAAAAUAAAGGUUAAAACAAACAGGCAGAGGAUGAUGUUAUAAUCUAUAAGGCUUCACUCAGAUCUUUGUCCAAAAAUAUGAAUCCAGUUCUCCCACAGUCCUUUCAACUGAGGAAAUCUUUUAAAAGACUUUUCAAAACAGGACAUUUUUGGGCCACACUACAGUUCCACUCCACUUUGUUGUUAAAUUAAAGUCUCAAGGUUGUCGAGAUAAGGAAAACAUUUUAAUCAUCCAACAAAUAACUAACCUUUCCCCUAAAUCCUUAGCGCUGCAGAUGAUUAAAUAAAGCAGUCAGUUACAGUUUGGUUUUACCAAUAAUAAUUUGUGAAACAACCUUAUCAUACAGAAAGAACCGUUGAACCUCUGAAAAAAAAACCUUCCGUUUCACUCCGCAGUAUAAUUGGCAUUUGAUAUUUCCUUGUUCAUACAUGGAUGUGUGUCAUGUUUAUUUAUGAUUCUGAUCCAAAUUGAUCAUUAAUUCUAAUUUGCUUAAUAAAACGGUUUCAAUGUCAAGCUUUUUUUAUCAGUUAGGAUAUAAACAGAGUAUUUUUGAUUAUUUCCACUGAUUGAAAGUUUUUAUUAGAAAAGGGUGCAUAUUUUUACCAGUGACACAAUCAAAAUACGACAGAAUUUUAACCUGUUUAGGUCAAACUCUCAUGAAUGUUUUAAUUACUUUAUACAUACUCAGUGUAUGCACACACACCCAUUAAAACUAGUAGCUUGUUUUAAUUUUGUGAAUGGCCAGUGUAGUUUGCACUCAGUUCCCAUUAACUUGUGUCUGGCUUGAUCCUAGUUUGAGUAACAAACUGCAGAUUUUCUGAUAAACCAGCAGUUUGAUGUACUUGCUGCCUCUUCUUGUGUAGUGUUGUGUCCGUCACGCUGACAGACUGUGUCCAUGGUGGACGUGUUGCAUCCAGACAAACAGCUCUGCCUUACUGUGGUUUACUUCAUACUAAGUUUUGACAUGGAAUACUUUUGUUUCUGCGUGCCGAGCGUAGGAAACACUACAGCGCCAUGAUUUGCACAAAAUGUACAGGUGGUGUUUCCGAUUACUUUCUGCUGGAUUAAAGUCAUGUGAUGGUACUGUACACCUCCCUUCAACAUAAUAAAACAGUUAUCUUUCAGGUUGAUCACCUGGUGAAUAAUGUAUUAAACUUUCACAGUAUGAUGGAAGACACAAAUUUUCAGUUUGAAAUCAUUUUGUUAUUUGUAAUUACCUUGUUUAUUUAUAGUGAUUCAUUAUAAAUGGCAUGUACUUUGGGCCUGUUUGCAGGCUGCAUGUGAGAAUGAACAAACUGAAUGUAACACAAAGACUUUGCCACUGGAAUUGUCUUGAUGUCACAGGUUUGAAGGCCUCAGUGACAAUAACACCAAACUGAACCAAACCAAUGUGAAAGUGUUCGGAAUUAACAUAGCAGAAAGUAAUAGAACACAACUUUAUUGAAACAGUCUCAAUGAAUAACAUCAGCAUACAAAGAGGUGAUGGCGUAAGAGGUGAAUGGGGUUAAAAAAAAAAAGAAAACCAAAACAUCGAAUGCCUUCAUGAGACGUAUUAGAUCAAAAAGGAAAGAGU
Messenger RNA from Pleuronectes platessa (European plaice), 3806 nucleotides. It is a transcript of the gene nucb2a, whose product is annotated as nucleobindin 2a. The transcript has 13 exons. The record is from RefSeq and is a predicted model, not a curated record. Bases 30 to 1586 code for a protein of 518 amino acids. NCBI's taxonomy places the organism in Eukaryota, Metazoa, Chordata, Actinopteri, Pleuronectiformes, Pleuronectidae. Gene Ontology annotation, molecular function: calcium ion binding. Gene Ontology annotation, cellular component: extracellular exosome; endoplasmic reticulum-Golgi intermediate compartment.